CAGAGAGAGAGAGAGAGAGAGAGAGAGAUGGACGAUUCGCCGCAGCCCAUCGUCGCCGGUCGCCGGAGAAGCAAAGGCGCCGAUGCAGCAGCUCGGGCAGACGCCCUGGAGCGCCUCAGAGCCCUCCGAUCUGGAGGCCGCCGAUCCGAAAGUAGCUUCCAGAUCAAGAUGGAAGAACCUGUCUACGACACUGUCGCCGAGAACGAGUACGCAGCCCUCGUCGCCAAACGCCGUGAGGCGGCCCGUGACUUCAUCGUCGACGAUGACGGCCUCGGGUAUGGUGAUGAAGGUGAAGAAGAGGACUGGUCCCAGGCGGGGCUCUCACCUUCUGACGAAUCGGACGGCGAAUUGGGAAAACCCAAGAAAAAGAAGGUGGUCGUGAAGAAAGAUCCGCAACCCAAGAAGCCGUCUUCUUCACUUUCAGCUGCUGCCGCUCUGAUGGGGAAGCAACGGUUGUCAUCAAUGUUCACGUCUUCAGUUUUCAAGAAGAGUAGGGAUGAUAAGGGAAAAGGGUCGUCGGCAGUGGAGAGCAUUGUCGAUGAUGUAAUUGCCGAGUUCGCACCUGAUGAAGCUGAUAGAGAGAGACGGAGGCGGGCCCCACCAUCCGGCGUGAAGAGCUUCACCCAGAGCGUUCCUAUUAAGAAUGAAAAUCAACCUGCCUUUGUGAAUUCCGUAGUUGAACCAGAACAAAAUGUUGUCUUAUGCGAUCACGUGAAUGCGGGAAUUCAAGGAAAUAGCGAUUUGGGUUGUCAAAAUAAUCUGCCGUUGGAAGUGAAAGAGGAUACGGUUUUGAAUUUUGAAGUGGGUUCCGAUCGGAUUUCCCAGCCAAACGGUUCAUCGGAAGAUGUAAAGGUGGACACGGAGAUGGCAUUGGAUAACAAGGAAGCGAAAGCAGAAGCAGUGCAGAGUGAGGUGUUUUCCCUCAAUGCCAAGGUUAAGGUGGAAAGCAAUCCUGCUUUGAGUGCUGCGGCUGGAUGGAAGGAAUUUUGUCAAGUAGAGAAUGGGAAUGGUGGUUUUGAUGGUGUGGCUGCCAUGUCUUGUGAGGAGAAGUCCGACCUUGCACUGGAUUCAGAUGGGUCCCUGCCAUUUUACAUGAUCGACGCUUAUGAGGAGCUCUAUGGUGCUAACCUUGGCAAUCUAUAUCUUUUUGGGAAGGUUAAAGCAGGAAGUGCCUACCACAGCUGUUGUGUGGUAGUAAAGAACAUGCAGAGAUGCGUUUAUGCUCUCCCCAAUAGUUCGGUGUUUCCAAAUGAUGCUAUCAUGGAGCUUGAAACAAACAGGAUGGAUUCUCGAUUUUCACCUGCAGAUUUCCAGAAAAAGCUACAAGAGAUGGCAUCAGGAUUAAAGAAUGAAAUUGCAGAAAGGUUAUUGGAUCUCAAUGUGUCAACUUUUAGUAUGACGCCGGUUAAGAGGGCUUAUGCGUUCGAGCGAACUGACAUGCCUAUUGGGCAGCAUUAUGUUCUCAAAGUCAACUACCCAUUUAAGGAUCCACCACUUCCAUUGGAUCUGAAAGGAGAGCAUUUCUUUGCUCUACUUGGUAGUCAUAGCAGUGCUCUGGAGCUGUUUUUGGUCAAAAGGAAAAUAAAGGGGCCUUCUUGGUUAUCAGUUACAAACUUUGUUAGCUGUCCUUCCCCUCAACGGGUAAGCUGGUGCAAAUUUGAAAUUACUGUUGAUCGUCCUAAGGACGUUCUGACAUUAACUUCUUCAAAGACGGUGCUAGAGAUCCCUCCAGUAAUUGUUGCAGCAAUAAAUCUAAAAACAAUUAUCCACGAAAAGCAUAAUGGGAAUGAAAUAGUCUCUGCAUCAGUAAUCUGCUGCCAGAAGGCAAAGAUUGAUGGUCCAAUGUUGCCAUCGGAGUGGAAGAGACCGGGAGUACUGAGCCAUUUUACUGUUGUGCGAAAGCCGGAAGGAGGCAUAUUUCCCAUGGGUUUCACAAAAGAGGUUGCUGAUAGAAAUUCAAAGGCUUCAUUCAAUGUUCUUGGAGUUGAGAGCAGUGAAAGGGCUUUGAUAAAUCGUUUGAUGCUCGAACUGCACAAACUGGACAGUGAUGUUCUUGUGGGACACAACAUUUCUGGCUUUGACCUGGACAUCCUUCUCCAAAGAGCUCAGGCUUGCAAGGUGCCAAGCAGCAUGUGGUCCAAAAUUGGUCGUCUCAAGCGAUCUAUGAUGCCUAAGCUUACGAGAGGAAAUGCCAUUUUUGGGUCUGGGGCAAGUCCAGGAAUCAUGUCUUGUAUUGCAGGUCGGCUAUUAUGUGAUACAUUUUUGUGUUCGCGGGAUCUCUUGAAGGAGGUCAGUUACUCUUUGACACAACUUGCAAAGACACAACUGAAUAAAGACAGGAAGGAGAUAACUCCAAAUGAUAUCCCUGCCAUGUUCCAAACUUCAGGAUCGCUUCUGAAACUUGUUGAGUAUGGGGAGACUGAUGCUUGGCUAUCUCUGGAACUAAUGUUUCAUUUGAGUGUUCUUCCCCUGACACGACAGCUGACUAAUAUAAGUGGCAAUCUCUGGGGUAAAACUCUCCAGGGUGCUCGGGCUCAGAGAGUGGAAUAUCUUUUGUUGCAUGAAUUUCAUGCAAAGAAAUAUAUUGUCCCAGAUAAGAUCUCCGCACGUGGGAAGGAAUCAAACUCAGCAAAAAGGAGAGGAACCAAUAGCACAGAGGGUGAAGAUGGUCAUGAUUCAAAUGUCAAGGACAUGCCUUUUGAGGAUGAUGCGGAUAAGGUGAAAGGCAAAAAAGGUCCUUCCUAUGCUGGUGGGUUGGUUUUGGAACCAAAGAAAGGUUUAUAUGACAAGUUUGUAUUGCUUCUGGACUUCAAUAGUCUCUACCCUUCAAUCAUUCAGGAGUACAAUAUCUGUUUCACAACCGUUGAAAGAUCUCGUGAUGGGUCAAUUCCCAGUUUACCAUCUUCUAAAACAGAUGGUGUUUUGCCAAAGUUAUUGAAAAACUUAGUUGAGAGGAGGAGAAAUGUUAAGAAUUGGCUCAAGACCGCCUCUGGUAUCAGGCUUCAGCAGCUUGAUAUUCAGCAGCAAGCAUUGAAGCUUACUGCAAACAGUAUAUAUGGAUGCUUAGGGUUUUCCAAUUCAAGAUUUUACGCAAAGCCACUCGCAGAGCUCAUAACACUCCAAGGAAGGGAGAUCCUACAAAGUACAGUUGAUCUUGUUCAGAAUAACUUGAAUUUAGAGGUGAUCUAUGGUGAUACAGACUCAAUUAUGAUUUAUAGUGGACUUGAUGAUAUCACCAAAGCCAAAACAAUUGCAGGAAAGGUCAUUCAAGAGGUCAACAAGAAGUAUCGAUGUUUAGAGAUUGAUCUUGAUGGAUUAUACAAGAGAAUGCUACUUCUCAAGAAAAAGAAAUAUGCAGCUGUCAAAGUGCAGUUUAAAGACGGGGAACCAUAUGAGGUCAUUGAACGUAAGGGUCUUGACAUGGUUCGUCGUGAUUGGAGUUUGCUAUCUAAAGAACUUGGUGAUUUUUGCCUCAGUCAAAUACUAUCUGGAGGAUCAUGUGAAGAUGUUGUGGAGUUGAUACAUAGCUCUCUUAUGAAGGUUCAGGAGGAGAUGAGGAAUGGUGACAUAGCACUAGAGAAAUAUGUUAUCACAAAGACCUUGACCAAACCACCAGAAGACUAUCCGGAUGCUAAAAAUCAGCCUCACGUGCAGGUGGCACUAAGAUUGAAGCAAAGUGGUUAUUCGACUGGCUGCUCCGCUGGUGAUACGGUCCCUUAUAUCAUAUGCUGUCAGCAGGGCACAGGUUCUGGUUCUACACCAGGAAUAGCUCAAAGGGCUAGGCAUCCUGAUGAGCUGAAAAAAGACAAUGGAAAUUGGAUGAUUGACAUCGAUUAUUACUUGUCACAACAGAUUCAUCCUGUGGUAUCACGCCUUUGUGCUUCAAUUCAGGGUACUAGUCCAGCACGUUUGGCUGAUUGUCUGGGACUUGAUUCAUCUAAGUUCCAACAUAAAACAAUGGAAGAUGCAAGCAAAGAUCUGUCCAGCACUCUUUUGGGCAUCUCAGAUGAUGAUGAGAGAUAUCAAGGCUGUGAGCCUCUGUGGUUAUCAUGUCCCAGUUGCUCUAGCACAUUUGAAUGUUCUGCGGUGUCCAGUUUGGUACUUAAUUCAAGCAAUGAAAACCCCACAGAUUCACAGGCAGAGAAGGAACCCAGCAGUAGUUUCUGGUGUAGAAUGCGCUGUCCAAGAUGCCCAGAUGAGGGAGAUGGAAAUAGAAUAUCUCCAGUCAUGAUAGCUAACCAGGUGAAAAGGCAGGCAGAGAAGUUUAUCUCCACAUACUACUUGGCCUUAAUGAUAUGUGAUGAUGAAAUGUGCAAGUACACUACUCGCAGCCUGAAUUUGAGGGUGAUUGAUGAUUCAGAAAGAGGAACAAUCUGUCCGAACUACCCUCGCUGUAACGGGCAUCUCAUACGACAGUAUACGGAGGCAGAUCUAUACAAGCAGCUCUCAUAUUUUUGCCACGUGUUGGAUACCGAUCGAUGCAUCGAGAAGUUGGAGUACAGCUCUAGAGUGCCCUUAGAGAAAGAAAUCACAAGAAUCAGGCCAGUGACUGAAUUGGCAUCUUCCACCAUACAGAAGAUCAGAGACCGAUGUGCUUAUGGGUGGGUUCAGCUCAACGAUCUCUCUGUGACCGUUUGAUUAGAUAGAUGAAUCUCAACACUUUCCAGUUGGGUGCUGCAAAAAUCUCAGCAUUUGUUCAAGUUCCUGGCUUGCCAUGCAUAUGGUCCUUUGAAAUUGUAAAUGUUGUAUGUCCAGUUACUGCUGCUAUAAAUAUGGGCAGCAUUUUGGUAGUUUAUCAUGUGGAAAUGUUUGGUGAGCCCUUUAUUCUUUUGACGUUGCAACUGUCUUCGAGCUCUUGUCAUGAAGAUUUAGAAGGCAUUUUCCCAAACGACCAUCUUGUAUUUGAACAAGUCCAGUGUUCCUGUAAAAUAGCGUUUUAGUACGAAUAUGAUGCA
Magnolia sinica is the source of this 4955-nucleotide messenger RNA. RefSeq names its product DNA polymerase alpha catalytic subunit. Gene Ontology annotation, biological process: DNA replication; leading strand elongation; mitotic DNA replication initiation. Gene Ontology annotation, molecular function: pyrimidine nucleotide binding; chromatin binding; single-stranded DNA binding. The record is from RefSeq and is a predicted model, not a curated record. Lineage: Eukaryota; Viridiplantae; Streptophyta; Magnoliopsida; Magnoliales; Magnoliaceae. Gene Ontology annotation, cellular component: alpha DNA polymerase:primase complex. The transcript is spliced from 31 exons. The coding region runs from base 28 to 4638 and encodes 1536 amino acids.